Molecule: messenger RNA, 3125 nt
Organism: Pomacea canaliculata
Lineage: Eukaryota; Metazoa; Mollusca; Gastropoda; Architaenioglossa; Ampullariidae
Product: glycoprotein-N-acetylgalactosamine 3-beta-galactosyltransferase 1-like
Exons: 5
Coding region: 211-942 (243 amino acids)
Cellular component (GO): membrane
Molecular function (GO): N-acetylgalactosaminide beta-1,3-galactosyltransferase activity
Source: RefSeq, a predicted model, not a curated record
UUCAGAUUUAUUAUUCUGUGAGUUAUUUGGAAAACCACUAAAUCCGUCCAUAUUGUCUUCAGAUGGUUUCCCAAAUGCGUAUUAUGACACAAACACUUCUGACGACUUAGCCAAGAAAGUCAGGAUUUUUUGUUUCGUCCUGACUACCCCAGGAACGCUGAACGUGCAGAAGCUGUCAAUGCCACGUGGCUCAGGCGGUGUUCAGGUUCCAUGUUUGUGUCGUCAUCGCCGUUACCUUUCAAGAAUACACUUGUUGUUGGAGUGCCCGAUGGUCGGAAUCAUUUAACCCCCAAAACCUUCGCCGCCUUUCAGCACUUGUAUCAACAUCAUCUGGAAGACUAUGACUGGUUUCUGAAGGGUGACGAUGACCUGUACGUCAUUUUGGAGAAUCUACGCUUAUUUUUAUCCCACCUGUCCCCUGACAAACCAGCGUACCUCGGCCAUCACUUUCGUUUCUUUGUGCACAAUGGCUACAUGAGUGGCGGAGCAAGUUACGUUCUUAGCAAAGAAGCGCUGAGACGUCUUGGAGAAAAAGGAGUGGGUUCCCUGACGCCUCUAUGUUCUCUUGAAGAGACGAGUGAGGACGUAGCCAUGGGGCAGUGCAUGGAGGUACUGGGAGUUUCUCCAAUCAAAACCAGCGAUGUUUUCGGCAGACAGUCCUUUCUUCCGUUCAGCUUAGAGUACGUCCUAUUUGACCAGGGGAACUGCGUAAAGUCCAAUUUUUCACUCAAUCCAAUGUCUGCAGGAAGGGAGUGCUGCAGCCAGCUAUCGAUUUCGUUUCAUUACAUCGAACCCCGCAUGAUGUAUAUGAUAGACAUGCUGCUCUAUCGCGUAAGUGUGUACGGGCGCCACGGACAGGACGUGGCCCUCAGGACUUCCGUGUUCAAGCCACAAGUGGAAGAGAUUGAUCACAAGGACGACCAGGAAAUAUUUUAUCCAUAGUGACUUGUGUGUCUUUGUACUCCCGGAAACUCCUUCUUUCUCUUCAGUAACAGACCCGACGAAUACUUGCUUUAAAAAUACGAGGAGGAAUUUUUUCCCUGCCCCUUAUAACUGCUGAAUACACAAUAUUAAUAAAUGAUUUGACAUGUUUAUUAUGUGGCCUUUCCACAAUCCCGGACAGAGCAAUGGUCUAACCCUUGUCCGGCUAAGGGUGUGCAUGAAAGUCAUUGUCGCAGAGUUGACUUUGCUGAUGCUGUAGCUUCUACUCUAGUUUAAAGUCAUCCACAGAGUAACUUUUUCGGCCUUGCUGAAACGUUGUAGCCUGGCCUACCUUUCUCCUGUGCUGCUGUACUCUAAGCCCUGCCUCCCGACAGAAGACGUUUUUGCUGAGAGAAACCCACGACCUACCUGAUGCUCUGUGACAAAACCCACGACCUACCUGAUGUUCUAUGAUACCCUUAUGAAGGUAGGAAGAAUGGAAAGGUGAGGCGCUCGAUGUUCUCUUCCAUCGUGACGUGCACCGGACCUGGGUACAGGCUCUGGUAAGCUACACCCUUCCGGCAGGAAAAUAUUUAGAUUUGAAAGGUUUUUUUUUUUUAAUAUUUGGGGUUGUUGUUUAAAUAGUCUGUAAACUAAUUUAAUAAUAUAACAAUAAUAGAAUUAUAAUGUCUAUUACCUUUGUCGGCAAAAAGAUCGAGCCUGCCAUAGUGUCAGGAUGAACUACCACCUUCGGAAUUUCGCACUAGUGAUGUCCACUCAGGACUUUUUCUUUAGGAAAAUUGUCGGUACACAGGGACACCGGUACUAUUACUUGAAAACAGACCUGUGUCUCCCAGUUAAUCUGGGAUUAAUAAACAAAAAUAAUAAAGGUAAUGACGAAUUAGAGACCACAAUUUUCUCGGGACCAGUUUAUUGUGAUGACAGUACCCAUCUCUUUCCCCAUUCCUCUGGAGGGUCAAGAAAGUACUCAUUCCCUAGAGCUGGCUAAAAGUUAUCUGCACCACACGUGUAUCGAACCGGCACUUCUUCAGGUUCGGUCGCGAGAGUUCUAGCCAGUCGACCAUCUGCUUUCCUGAAUCUAGUGAUUAUAAAGCGCUUAGCUCAGUUGACAUGCCUUCCUUUGUCCUUCCGUCUGGUGUGCAGUGAAAGGCGUGUCGGCUUUUCGCUGCAAGUGACUUCAAGAAGUCAGUAGCUUCAAAUUCUUGUUAAGAAAAUAAGCAAACACAUGACAACAAGAAUAAUUCUAACCUGAGUUGCAUUAGGGUUUGUAGCUCCUAUUUCAUACGCAAAGUUGUCCAGACCACACUAAUGUCCCUGCAACUCAACCUGGAAUAUUGUGAGCAAUAAAUGCACCUUCAGCGGGAGAGGCAUAAACUAUAACUACAGAAUAAGAUGCUUUUCAUAAUGAUAUUUGGAUACUAGACUCAAAAACACACUGUCAGUGCCAGUACAACGUGUUGGAACUCGAAUAUUUUAUUGACCAUUUCAGCCAUUGUCACUUUUACUGGGUGAGCAUAUAAAAGCCAUCCUCUCACUCAUCCCAUCACCUAUGCAUUCAUACACCUCUCGUCCCUAUCAUACAUACAAUCUGUUUACACACUGUGUAACAGUCCUCUAACUCACUCACUCAUCCAAUCACGUAUCCAUUUAAACCCCUCUCAUCCUUAUUCCUACAUGCAUAUACAGUUUGUAUGUACACAAUAUGACCAUUCCCUAAUAAUAUCAUGAUUCAAAAACAUCUCACACGUAAAGCAGCAUCAUCAUACAUGGUCAGGAGCCAUUAAUCAUACUUCACAUAAAACAGGCUCGCUUGUCGUCCUUAUCUUAAUCUAUGGUUAAACCAUGCUAGUUGUUUUGUUCUUCGUUGUGUGGGGUAACAAGGAUGAAAAAAAAAAAAGUACAACGUGCUCAAUAUACUGAGUAUUAUAUUAUCUCUUGACAGAACUGUCUGGAACUGAUUAUUCAGCUUGGGAAAGGUUGAUGUACCUUCCAGUAACAUUUCUAACGAGAAAUCCCGGAGAACUGGAGUAUUAUAAGCAUUUUAUAUUAUUUAUUACAUGUAGUUCGUUUUUGCUACACAGAAAAGAUUUAGUCACAAGGCGGUCAGUGACGCGUAAUGCUGAUGUACCUGCCAUAUGAACACACACACACAAAUUGUAGAAGGAAAUAAAAAUGCAUGUCUA